AAUACUUGUAUUUUAUUGUAGUGUAAUUUUAACUAUAAAAAAUAACAAUGGCUGCCAAAAGUAGUGCAUACUUGUUAUGCUGUUUUGUUAUAACGUCAAAUAUAAAAAUAAUAGAAUCAGCAGGUAACCACCAGAUAACUCCUAUACGAUUUUUUGUUCAAACUUGUUUUGAAGAGUAUGUAUGUACCGUAAAUGAUUUGAAAACAUUCAACAAACAUCCGAUAAGUAUUAAACCCGCUGAACAGAAAAUGUUGUCAACACGGGCUUGUAACAAUAUUAAUGAUUACCAAUUGAAAUUAAAAAGCCGGGAUAAAUUAGAAAAAAAAGCUCAAGACGUCAAAUGCAGUUUUUGUGUCAUUACAAAGUCAAAUAUAUUAAACAUGAAGAAUUUAAUUGAAAAUGUAAAAAGUGGAGAGCCUUUCAUUGAUAACGAGAAAACAGUAAAAGAUCUUAAAGAGGAAGUAGAAAUUAUAAUUCAUUUAUUACUGUUGGCAAAUAUUGAGACGGGCAAAUGGCUUUGGAGUUACUAUUUGAAAAUCAUUGCCAUCAGUCAAUACUAUGACAAUAAACCUUUUAUCCAUGAAAACCCGUUCGAAGACCACCAACUGCAAACCGAUGUUUCAGAUUUCAUCGAAAAUUGUGUGGCUGAAAAUUACCUUCCUCUGACUACAAUGGAAUCUGAUUUGGUUUCGAAAAAGCAGGGUGUAUACAAAGAUAUGUUCAGCGACCUUCGGGAUUCUGGAAUGUUUUCAGGUAUUUUAAACGGUCGUGUCGUUUUAGUCACGAUAACAUUUUUAUAUCUAAAACCAUUUUGGGACGACGGAAAUCAAUUAUUGUUCAGACAAAUAACUGGAGCCGAUGUCGAUUGGAGUAAGGCGAAACAACGACAUGAAGUCGAGGUGACUAUUACCAGGAAGUUUGUGGAAAACCGCACUUGGAUGUACAUACCGUACGGUCGCCUCGACCACCAACACUUAUUGGUCAAAAUUGUUGAUGCCAGAUUGUAUUGUUAUGUUUCGGUUGUACUGAAUAUUUAUGAAAAACAACUAUCCAUACUCGAAGGACACACGCUGACACGCAUCAAAGUUCUUGUAUGUCACGUUAUCCAAUACGCAUUGAAGGUAACGGCGUACAAAGAUGAUUUUCUUGUGGAUAUUUUAUCAGAAUUCAAGUUUGCAAAAAUAAACGACACCAACGAGAUAGAAGACGUUUCCGCAAGAGUGAAGGCAAAGGCCGACGAGAUUCUAAACGAUUUAAACAGUGUUAGCAAAAACAAUAUUGAUUGGCUCAGUUUCGUUAGUGUACACCAACUGUCUACUGACGAUUUGAUAAUGAGAAUCAUUAAGGAUUUCAAAGAUUAUUUACACGAAUUAAAACGUUUGUGCUUGCCGUUCGAGUAUAAAGUGUUUUUACAUUUCAUAGAUGUAAUUAAAUCGUCCGUUGCACAAUAUAUUUAAAUUUUAGGUU
This is a messenger RNA of Adelges cooleyi (spruce gall adelgid), 1467 nucleotides long. RefSeq lists its product as uncharacterized. NCBI's taxonomy places the organism in Eukaryota, Metazoa, Arthropoda, Insecta, Hemiptera, Adelgidae. Bases 48 to 1457 code for a protein of 469 amino acids. The record is from RefSeq and is a predicted model, not a curated record. The transcript has 2 exons.